This is a messenger RNA of Kickxella alabastrina, 1360 nucleotides long. Its product is annotated as trypsin-like cysteine/serine peptidase domain-containing protein. Bases 252 to 1190 code for a protein of 312 amino acids. Lineage: Eukaryota; Fungi; Kickxellomycota; Kickxellomycetes; Kickxellales; Kickxellaceae. Gene Ontology annotation, biological process: proteolysis. The record is from RefSeq and is a predicted model, not a curated record. The transcript has a single exon. Gene Ontology annotation, molecular function: serine-type endopeptidase activity.
GUUUAAACAAAAAACCCCAAUAUUUUUGAACGGGCAGCCAUUUUCCAUUAUUUAAACUUGCGGCUUGUCUCCUGCCGCCAUUAUCUUUCCUUUUUCUCUUGUCUACAGCAACAAUCCACCAUAUUUUACAUUUACACUGUAUUUUUUUUCUACUCUACAUUUUUUGCACACUCGACGGUUUAUCGACUGGACUCGGUUUUCGUCCACACGCUUCAGCUUACAAACACUUGUUUUUCAUCAGCAUACUGGAUAUGCGCACUAGCAUUCUCGCUUUUCUCGUUGCAACCGUAGCUGUGCAGGUAACAGUUGGUCUUCCUGCCAUCCGCCCAAAUUUACAUCGUCAAAAGAGAGACCUCGCUCUCCGUGAAGCCAAUGCCAAUAGGCUUCUCCCCCGGGUCAUUGGCGGCGUUGAGGUACCAGACAAUGAGUACAGUUUUGUUGCAUUUGUUCAUAUGAAUAGUGAAGAGUAUGGCGAGGGAGGCUGCACAGGAACGCUGCUUUCUCCAAACAUUGUCAUCACCGCUGCUCACUGUGUUUGCAUCUCGGAUGACUUGCAGUAUAACCCAUCCGAGGUACAAAUAACCUUUUCGCACAAAUCACCUUAUAUUGAUGAUUCACUUGUUGGUUACAAUGUUUCCCAAUUUAUUGUACAUCCUGACUAUAAAACUAGCGUUUUUGGGGUUGCUGAUAUUGCUUUACUCAUCCUCAAUACAACUGUCCCCGAGACUGUAGCCACCACGGUAAAACUGUAUAAUGGUGACUGGGACUUGGAUACACCAUUUGAAAAUUCUGGAUUUGGUCUUAUUGAUCCGCUGAACUAUACUGUAGUUACAGAGACGUUGAUGAAAACAGAUUUGAAGGCGGGCGACCCAGAAUACUGCAAAGAACUAUUUCAUGAGUAUGACCCUGCCACACUCAUUUGCACUGAGGCUAGGGAGGGAAAAGACAUGUGCUAUGGUGAUAGCGGCGGCCCGCUGAUGACACCUGUUGAUAACGGCUCAGAUGCAUAUGCUCAAAUUGGAAUUGCCAGCUUUUUGAGUGCAAAUUACACUAAUCCUUUUAUUAUAUGUGGUACUCUUGAUUCAGAGUCAUAUUUUACCCGUGUGGAACCAUAUCUUGGAUGGAUUGUGGAGGCUUCGGGCUUGAAUAUGACCGAAAUAACAGCGAGUAACACAACUAGUGCUAAAUAAUCUAAGGCAACAAACGUUUCUUCUUAAUUUUAGUAACUAUCGGACUCUGCUGAGGAGAUGCAAACAAGAUGUAUAAAAUACACUUUGCUAAAUAAAGUAACAAUCCAAGAGCUCAGCACGUUGCCGUUUUACAUCAUAGAAUGUAUUGACCAAAAUGCAGUUGCACAUUA